Messenger RNA from Lycium ferocissimum, 944 nucleotides. RefSeq names its product large ribosomal RNA subunit accumulation protein YCED homolog 2, chloroplastic. The transcript is spliced from 7 exons. Bases 82 to 789 code for a protein of 235 amino acids. Lineage: Eukaryota; Viridiplantae; Streptophyta; Magnoliopsida; Solanales; Solanaceae. The record is from RefSeq and is a predicted model, not a curated record.
GUUGUGAGAAUAAGGCCACGCAGACCAUAAGAGUUAAGAAGCACUAUAGAAGAUAAGGUAAGAGAAAGGGGAAUUAAGGACAUGGCAAAAGCUGGAAGUUGGAUAUCAUCAUCAAGAAGCUGCAUAAACACUAUACCAAGAGGAGAACCUACUAAACCUUUCGUCUAUUUUCCCCCAAGGGCCACCAACAACACCAAAGCUUCAUUAAAAGGAAAUGACUACUCAUUGAUAACAAAAAGAAGCCAAAGGGGUUCUAAGCGUUUGGUGAGGAUUUCUACUUCAGAAGGCAGAUGGCAUGGGGAAUGGAACAGUGACUACAUUUUCUCUCUUAGAGAUCUUCAACUUGAAGAUUUAGCUGAAGAUGUUCAUAGAGAUACUCAAGUUUCAAUUAAUCUCUCUAUCCACAAGCAUGCAGGCUUCGGCCUAUCGGUGGAUGGAAGAAUUAUGACAUCUUUCACCAGAAAAUGUAGCAACUGCUCUUCCCCAUACUGCAGAGAGAUUGAUACAAGCUUUAAAGUUUGGGUAUUACCAUCAAGCAGACAGAAAGGAUCUACAGAUGAACUUCCAGUGCUUGGUGGGGAUGAUCCAUCUGUUAUCUAUGUGAAACCAGGAUUUGAAGCUGACCUUGAUUCUUUAAUACAAGAUACCAUUAGACUUGCUACCUCUGUAAAAGAGACUUGUUCAGAAUCAUGUGAGAAAUCUGAACCUAAAUUACUGCCUUUGGGUAAACAGAAUACUGCUUCAAUUGAUAGGAGGUGGUCCAGAUUAUUGGAGCUCAAGAAGUCAUGAAAUCUCAAUAGCAAUAGAAGGCAAGGCAAAUGUAUCACUGUAAAAAGAAUAUAUUAGGAAUAAAAUAAACAUAUUACUUUCUCCUUUUGUUGAAACUCCUAGUUUUCAUACACUAUACUAUAGUCUUCGAAAUUGAAUGUUAGUUCAACUGAAAA